CGAAACUUUCAGCAAAUGACUCCCAAGUCCAAACAAAAAUUUUCUCUCAGUGCAUCCUUUUUCCGUUUUCCCCAAUCUAUUGAGUCAUUGACCAUAAUUUCUUGCACGAAACGAAAGUCGUGACUCCCCGCGGAUUUAAUUGAACAUCAACACAUAAAGUCAGUUUGACAAAUUGGCAUAUUUGUAUAGGAAAUUUCUGGUUCACCAUUGAAAUGUAGAAGCUUGAGCCAAUCAAUUAUCGACAUCAACUCUCUCUUUCUAUGACCUGUCGCAGUAUGCUUCAAAGUCUAAGCCUGGUGCAUUCAAUAUUCUUUUAAGCUAUUGUAAGUGCUCGAUUCCUGCAAAUGACAGAAACAAAAAAAUGGGGUUACUUUCUCUCAAAAACAUCUUUGAUCACGACCAUCAUUCUAUUUUCCUUCUCUCAGUCUUCCACAGCCCUUGACUCCAUUUCUGGAACCCAGACCAUCAUUGACACCAAAAACAGCACCUUGGUUUCCAAAUAUGGAAAAUUCGAACUGGGUUUCUUCAGUCCAGGUAGUUCCACAAAGAGGUAUGUCGGAAUUUGGUACAAGGAUAUUCCAGUUCAUACUGUUGUUUGGGUGGCUAACCGGCAGAAUCCAAUCAACGACUCUUCGGGGACUUUGAUGAUUAACAGGACGGGCCAUCUUGUCCUUCUCGGGCAGAAUAGUAGUGUUGUCUGGUCGGCAAAGCAAACUAGAUCUGUCCAGGCUCCAGUAUUACAGCUUUUGGAUAGUGGAAAUCUAAUAGUAAGAGAUGAGAAAGAUGAUGAGAAUUCAGAAGAGAGCUAUCUGUGGCAGAGUUUUGAUUAUCCUACUGAUACUUUAUUACCAGGUAUGAAGCUUGGAUGGGACUUGAGGACUGGUCUCGAACGCAAAAUAUUGUCAUGGAAGAGCGUAGAUGAUCCUUCUCCUGGAGAUUUCUCUUGGGAGAUAACGCUUUAUGACUACCCUGAUUCUAUCAUGUGGGUAGAUUCGGAAAAGUACUAUCGGAACGGUCCAUGGAAUGGUCUUCGAUUCAGUGGAGCGCCGGAGUUGAAACCCAACGACUUAUACAGCUAUCAAUAUAUUGCCAACAAAGAUGAAGUCUACUACAUCUUUCAUCUCAGAAAUGAAUCUGUGAAAUCAAGGAUCGUUGCCAACCAGACCAAUGGAUAUAUCCGGGAACGGCAUGCUUGGAAUUCUAUCACGAAAAGUUGGUAUGUGUUUCAAUCGAUCCCAAGAGAUACAUGUGACAAGUUUGCUGUUUGUGGUGCCUAUGGGAACUGUAUCCUCUGGGAAGUCCCUGUCUGCCAAUGUUUAAAGGGUUUCAGGAGGAAAGGAAACUCGAAUGACUGGUCUCAAGGAUGUGAAAGGAAUAAACCUUUCGAUUGCAAUAACAAAGAUUCAUCUGGGUUUGUCAAAUUCCGCGGCUUGAAAUUGCCAGAUACCGCACAUACUUGGGUGAAUCAAAGUUUGAGUCUCAAGGAAUGCGAGGCAAAGUGCUUGAGCAAUUGUUCUUGUACUGCUUAUACAAAUUCUGACAUUAGAGGAAAAGGAAGUGGAUGUGUUAUGUGGUUUGGGGACUUGCUUGAUGUUAGAGAGUUUGAAGAAGGUGGGCAAGAUCUAUAUAUUCGAAUGCACUCUUCAGAGUUAGGUGGAAAUAAUGGGCGCAAAGUGAAAAUAGCUGUGAUAGUUUUGGCCGUCUUUGCUGUGGUCUGUGGGUUGUUCUGUCUUGCUUGUUACGUCCGCAAAGUCAAAGCGAGGAAAAUGUUACAAGACAAUGCAGGGCCUAGUCCAAUAAUAAACAAUUACAGCAAUGAAAACCAUGCAGAAAACCUGGAUGUGCUAUCCUUCGACAUAGAUAAGAUUAUCAAGGCCACUGGCAACUUCUCAAACGACAAUAAGCUCGGGGAAGGCGGUUUCGGACCUGUUUACAAGGGAACACUAGAAGAUGGGCAAGAAAUCGCUGUAAAGAGGCUUUCUAGGACUUCAGGACAAGGACUGAACGAAUUAAAAAAUGAAAUUAUUCUGAUUGCAAAACUACAACACCGUAAUCUAGUAAAGCUUCUUGGUUGUUGCUUUCAAGGGGAAGAAAAAAUUCUGAUUUAUGAAUACAUGCCCAACAGAAGCUUGGACGGCUUCAUUUUUGAUCAAACAAAACGUCAACUGUUAGAUUGGUCCAAGCGCUUCCAAAUUGUCUGUGGAAUUGCUAGGGGGCUUUUAUAUCUCCAUCAAGAUUCAAGAUUGAGGAUUAUACAUAGAGAUCUCAAAGCAAGUAAUGUUUUACUCGAUAACGAUUUGAAUCCAAAGAUUUCAGACUUUGGUAUGGCUAGAUGUUUUGGUGGAGAUGAAAGUGAAGCAAAUACAAGAAGAGUGGUUGGAACAUAUGGUUACAUGGCACCCGAGUAUGCCAUAGAUGGGUUAUUCUCAGUGAAAUCCGAUGUCUUUAGCUAUGGUAUUUUACUGUUGGAGAUUAUAAGUGGAAAAAGAAAUAGAGGGUUCUAUCACCUAAACCACACUCUUAACCUUAUUGGAUAUGCAUGGAAAUUAUGGAAAGAAGGCCAACCAUUGGAAAUCAUUGACCCAUUGCUUAAGGAGUCGAGCGAGCUUUCCCUGGUACUGCGCUGCAUUCAUAUUGGCCUGUUGUGUGUACAAGAGCACCCUGAAGACAGGCCAAAAAUGUCACAUGUGGUUGUUAUGUUGGACAGUGAUAGUGCCUUGCCUCAGCCCAAACAACCUGGUUUCGCAAUUAAUAAAGAAGCUGUUUCAGAUUCUUCAUCGAGCAAGAACGAAAACUCUGCCACCAAUGAAAUUACUGUAACUCUUUUAGCGCCUCGAUAGAGUAUUGUAAUUACAAGUUUUACCAGACUCAAAAAACUUUUUUGGUCAUUAAUAAAUUUUGUUGUUUUAUA
Molecule: messenger RNA, 2911 nt
Organism: Ziziphus jujuba (common jujube)
Lineage: Eukaryota; Viridiplantae; Streptophyta; Magnoliopsida; Rosales; Rhamnaceae
Product: G-type lectin S-receptor-like serine/threonine-protein kinase At4g27290
Exons: 7
Coding region: 345-2840 (831 amino acids)
Biological process (GO): protein phosphorylation; recognition of pollen
Molecular function (GO): protein serine/threonine kinase activity; ATP binding
Source: RefSeq, a predicted model, not a curated record